UUAUCUUCAUAUUGCAUUUUCUUGAAAUUUCUUUGAAGUUACUUCGGUUACUUAUUUCUAUUAGUACUUUAGUAGUAACUGUUUCUAUAUUGUGGUGGACAAAGAUCAUGUUCUUGACUAUGGAAACUUGUAAUAUUCAUCUCCAUAUCACUUUCGCUCUAAAUAUGUACUUCAUCAGUUCAUUGCUAGGAUUCAAGAUACCAACACUCGCUUCAAUUCUUGAAAUUUAAAGAAGGAGAAGAUAUGAUCAAGAGAAUCAGCGGACGUUGAAAUAACACUGUCAUUUGUGAUUUGUGAGGGGACAGCUUAAAUUGGACUCUUGCAUAGGGCUUUGGGCAUAUUGUACAUGGGUGCUACUAUGUAUGUGGUCACUGGUUCUCUUAGUUUGUCAAAGGUCAAGCAUCCUCUUAGUUUUUUUAAUUUUAUGAAGUAGAUGUAUUGUUGGCAUGAAGAUACUAAGUGUACAAAAGAGAUGCUGUCAAAUUCAUUACAAUUGUCUAUGCUACAAAAAGGUUAUACAAAAAUAUUUAGAAUGUUAGCCCAGUCCCCAAUGAGGCAAAAGACUAUUUUAUGUGCAACUUCCUCUUAGGCUUGUAUAUGUGCUUUAGUAUUCUUCAAUAACUGAACCCAUUGUCUUGGAUUUGAUCAUUAGAUAUCUCAAGCAGUUCUCGUUAUCUAUUCAUCUUUCUAUCAUUUACACUCCAAAUUGUUCUCCGUUAUGAAUAUGUACUAUGCCAAUGCAUUUCUACGGUUCAAGAAACCAAGACUCGCUUCAAUAUGGCGGCGCCUGACAGAGUUAAAUAAUUCCAUGUUGCCAUUAUUUUUCUUGAAAUUUAAAGAAUGAGAAGGUAACUCAUGAGGAUUUCCCGUUGAUACAUAUAACUGUAUUUGUUAUGUUACUUAUGUAGAUCAUAUGAUUAUUUAGUUACUUUGAUGGGAUUAUUUCUAUUAGUAGCUGCAUUAACUGUUUCUAAAUUGUGCAGGGACAAAGAUCAUGGUUACAAAUACUGUCAGUUGUGCAAGGACAACUAUUUCUGUUAUGCGACUGGUUCUCCCGUAUUCUCACAUUUGUCAAAGAUCAAGCUUCCUCUUAGGACCGAUGAUUAGUCCUUGGGGCUCUCUGAACCAGAUACGGAGAUGCUAUGUCUAUGCUAUACUCAGUAGCUACAAGAUUAGAGCCGGCAUUGCACCUGUCUGAUAACAUCUUUACAAAGUAUAGUGAUUUUACAGUCAACAGUAUGUCUAUUCAAGUGCAAAUCCACGGAGCUGAACUCCUUCCUCAGAGUCUGAUGUUCUUGAGAUAUCAAGGAAGCAUGGGAUGAUAACAACACGGUCAUUGAGUGGGCAGCCACUAAGGUGAUGAAAACAUUGUUUACAAGAAAGCCAACUUGUGUGUACUGCACGUGAGUAAUAUAUUUGCAAUCCUUAUCAUUCACUUCUUGUUCUUUGUGUGCUUUGAACAAAGGAAACGGUUUCCAUGGCUCGUGCUUCUGUUUCUAAGGAGGAAUGCAUCAAAGGACUUCUUGAAGUUGGGAAUGAGCUACUUCAGCAACCCCCAUCUUCUAAAGAGGAGCUUCUGGAGAAACUUGAUAACUUGGAGCAUCUUUUGUCAAUGGUGAAGCAAGUUCCCCCUGCAUCGGUGCGAGAUGCUAUUAAGCCUGCAAUGGAAGCACUGGUUACAGAUGGAGUUCUACGGCAUCCUGACAUAGAUGUGAAGGUGUCAGUUGCAUCUUCCAUGAGUGAGAUCAUUAGAAUUACAGCUCCAGAUCAACCAUAUAAUGAUACCAGACUUGAGGACUUUUUUGAGCUUGCAGUUUUGGCAUUUGGGAAAUUGUCUUGCUUGGAGGGUCGCUGUUAUUCAAAGGCUGUCUCAAUUAUUAAAGUUCUUGCGAAGUACCAAACGUGCGUGCUGAUGUUGGAUCUCCAGUUAGAUGCAUUGAUUGUUCAGAUGUUUCAACAUUUUUUAAAUAGUAUAAGGCCGGAUCACCCUGAUGAAGUAUUCAUGAACAUCAAAGAAAUAAUGACCAUGAUAAUAAAAGAGAGUGAUGAUAUUCCAAUGCAGCUUCUGAACAUCCUUGUGAGCAUCCUCAUAAGUAGUGUAAAGAAGGAAAAUCAGAAUGUUUCACCUCGUUCCUAUGUGCUGGGAGAGAAAGUUCUUCAAGAAAGUGCUGUCAAACUUUAUCCAUAUCUUCAAAAAGCAGUGACUGACCUUGGCAUUUCCUUUAACAACUAUUCAGAAGUUGUUGAAUUAAUGUGGAGGGAGGCGAUUAAAACUAAAGCUAUGGUGGAAAGUGCUCCGGAAGAGCUUGCACCACAUGCUGCGCAUAAGAACGAUGAUGUUGUUGUAGAGACAGUUUCAUCGUUAAAGGAAUCAGAAGCAACCAACGAAGCAGUAGAUCCAGAAGCUACUCAAACUUCAAAGAAAAGAGGUUGGAAACCUACUUUUUUGAAUAAAGCAGAGGAAGGAUAUGAUGAUGCUUGGAUAAGUGGAGAAAGGAGAUCAACUAUAAGACGGCGGUCAUCAGUUGGUGAAUCAAGAGCUGAGGUACUGGGUUCUGUCUCAAACACCAAAGAAAUCAAUUUCCCCAAAGCCUGUAAAAAACAACGUAAACAACGGAAAAGGAGGAGGAAGUACUUUCCAUCACAAGAAGAGGGGAAAGCAGCUGAUGAUCUGGCUCCUCCAACAACGACCAAGCAGCAUAAUUUAACUCCAAAACGAGUGCGCCAAAAUAAUGAAGUCAAGGUGGAUGUGCAUGGCUAUAAAGUAAAAGUUAGCAGUGCUCCCAUAUUGACUGCCAUUUUUGCCAAGUAUGGUGACAUUGCAAUCAAUUGUCACUACAAAUCAUUGGCUUCCAGAGCUUCCCUUCUUGAUCUAGUUUGUGAUGUUGUAAAGAGUCUGAAAGCUGGUGAUGUUGUUUCUUCAUCAAUGAAACAGAUGAAAUCUUUUGUCUCUACUGCCGUGGAAGUCGAGCUUGAUGUAGCUUGGCUGCAGCAGUAUCUGGAUGAGAUUUCAAAAGAGGAGGAUAUGGAGAAAAGGUUACAUAUGGAUAUCGAUAUCCUUCUUCAUUGAAUUGUGGAGCAAGACAUCAAUUU
Molecule: messenger RNA, 3093 nt
Organism: Solanum stenotomum
Lineage: Eukaryota; Viridiplantae; Streptophyta; Magnoliopsida; Solanales; Solanaceae
Product: sister chromatid cohesion protein PDS5 homolog D-like
Exons: 14
Coding region: 1478-3070 (530 amino acids)
Biological process (GO): DNA repair; mitotic sister chromatid cohesion
Cellular component (GO): chromatin; nucleus
Source: RefSeq, a predicted model, not a curated record